Molecule: messenger RNA, 1314 nt
Organism: Cordyceps militaris CM01
Lineage: Eukaryota; Fungi; Ascomycota; Sordariomycetes; Hypocreales; Cordycipitaceae
Exons: 1
Coding region: 1-1314 (437 amino acids)
Biological process (GO): GPI anchor biosynthetic process
Cellular component (GO): Golgi membrane
Molecular function (GO): glycosyltransferase activity
Source: RefSeq, a predicted model, not a curated record
AUGGGCCUCGUCAGCCGAGCCAAUGCGGCUUUUUGGCUGCUCUGGCUCGCCGCGCUGCUGUGGUGCAGCCAGAACUCGUUUGACGACCCAUCCUCCAUCUUCUACAACCAGGCCGCCGCGUACGCGCAGCGCUACUCGGCGCUGCGCGGCCUCGCCAUCGACGCCUUCCUGGCCAACGAGACGCGCGUCGCCGCCGCGCGCCCGCCCGACCACCGCGACGAGAUCCUCUGCGUCGGCGUCCCCAGCAUCAACCGCACCACGGAGGGCUUCCUCGCACGCACCGUCGGCGGCCUCGUCGACAGCCUCAUGCCCGCCGAGCGCGCCUCGGUCCACAUCAUUGUGCUACUCGCCGACAAGGCGCCCGCUGAGCACUUUGCCUACGGCCAGCCCUGGCUGACGAGCCUCGUCGACGAGGUCCUCGUCUAUGAGCAGCCCGGCAAGGAUCACUCGGCGCUGCCGGGCUACCGCACCAUACCCUUUGAUAACCGCCCGGACGGCCAGCCGCGGGGCGAGGGACGCGUUGAGAAUAUGCGUCUUGAUCACUCUGUUCUAGUCGAGACGUGUCGAGAUCGCGGCGCGCCGUAUUUUGCGUUUAUCGAGGACGACAUUGUGACUUCGCCCGACUGGUACCGCAAAUUUCUCGAGGGCGUCGCGCGCCUCGAACUCAAGACGCAGCAUUCCCACAAGGACUGGGUGUACCUUCGCUUGUUCUACUCGGAGAUCUUUAUGGGCUGGAACGCAGAGGAAUGGGCGACCUACGCCGAGGUUAUCUUUCUCAUCUAUACUGCCUUUAUUUUAGGCUUCUUUUACCUUCGCCGACGACAGCGCCGGCGUUUCGUCGCACCGUCGGGCUACUCGGCCCUCAUGAGCAAAGAGGACCCCGGCUCCAAGUGGGCUCAGUCACAACGACACUUGCAAAAGUUUAACCAUCUGUCGGCGUUGGUGAUUGGGCUCUGGCUACCGGCAGUCAUUGCCCUCGUCUUCCUCGGCGGGCGCAUAUCCAUGAAGCGCGUGAAUCCGGUUCCGCAGCCUGGUAUCCGCGAGAUGCCACGUUAUGGCUGCUGCGCGCAGGGUCUGGUGAUUCCCAAACGACACCUGCCCAUCUUCCAUUCGCUUCUUCGCGAUCCACCUUACGACUUUCCCGGCGACAUGAUGCUCGAGGGCCACGCAGACCAAAACGACCUAGCCAAAUGGGCCCUGGAACCCAGCGUGAUGCAACAUGUAGGCCUGAAGCAGUCCUCCGAGGGCACUCGACUUGCAGAGGUGUGGAAUUUUAGCUUUGAGCGUCGAAAAAUGGCGUCGACGCACGAUUGA